Messenger RNA from Hydractinia symbiolongicarpus, 3843 nucleotides. RefSeq names its product myosin heavy chain, striated muscle-like. The record is from RefSeq and is a predicted model, not a curated record. The transcript has 20 exons. Gene Ontology annotation, biological process: cilium assembly. NCBI's taxonomy places the organism in Eukaryota, Metazoa, Cnidaria, Hydrozoa, Anthoathecata, Hydractiniidae. Gene Ontology annotation, cellular component: microtubule; mitochondrion; centrosome. Bases 139 to 2871 code for a protein of 910 amino acids.
CAUGAUAAUUACUUCCUCGCAAAACCUUGUUAUGUUGACAAAAUUUAUGAAUUUUAACAGAUGUAUACUAGUGCAAAAAAUAAUUUUUAAUGUAGGAAAUAAAUAAAACCAGAGUAAAUAUAGUUAUUGCCAGGAAAGAUGGCAUCAUUUUUUCGAAAAGCAAAACAAACAAAAGUUAGCAAAGAGUCAAAGGAAGGAGAAAAGCAACAGAGGACAGACAGCUUUGAUAUGUUUUCUGGAUUGGAGAUUGCACCAACUGCAGAAGUAAAAUCAACAUCCAAUAAUUUGAAUGAUAUACAGGAUUUGAACUUGGAGAUGUCAACAACCAAAGCGCUAACAAAGGAAGAACAUGUUAAACUUCAUAAAGGUAAAGACGAUGAAGAAGAAGUGUUCCCAUUUCUGGUACAAGAGACUGACAAUACUGACAGCACGCUAUCUGAAACAAUUGACAAACCAACAGAACAUGAUAUAAAUCGACCUGACACAGAAGUUCAAAAAUGUCCAACGGACAGUGUGUCUGAAUUAGAACCAGUUAAAGAUAUAUGUGCCACUGAACCAGCUUCAAAUAAACCAACUCCAAACAAGUCAGCAAAGAAAGUGAGAAAGAAAAGAGCCAUUAGACCUGGUCAGGGAAAUACAUCAAAUGUGACAACAAACAGCAAUUUAAAGCAAGGAACUAAAAAGGCAGAAGAAGAUACUGUAAGCAUUAAAUCAGACACUUCAAGUGUUCAUUCUGUACAAGAUCACGAAGAUAACCAAUUGAGUUCGGCUAAAGGAUCCUUAAAUGAAGAAAAUGAGCAUGUACAGGAUCAGGCGUUCCUGGGAAGCUCUUCAAGGAUGCAAUGCACUGAAGAAAUUCAGGUUGAAAGCGAUACUGAAAUGUGCAGCGUCGAUGCCAGCAGUGGGCAACAGUUAGUCAGUGCAAGUGAAAUAAAAUCCUCUGUUGACCUCCCAAUGAUAUCUACAUGUGAAAAUAAGGGUUCAGAUGAUAACCUUUGUUUAAACAACCAAUUAACUGAUAAUGAAAAUAAUGUAGAUAAAAAUAGCAGUAAUGAUUUCGCAUCGAGUAAACAAGAUCUUGGACUAAAAAUCGGUAACGCACACGAAAAUUUAAUUAAAGACGAUGUGGACCAAAUAUCAGAUAGGACUACUAGCAACAAAGAAACGUCCUAUGUAAUAGAAUUGGACGAUGACCAGAAGUUGAUGCUCAUGCUAGAAAGUCUACAAUCACAACAAAAAGCUUUACAAGUGGAAUUAGAUGAGUUAGAUGAAAAGCAAAAUGAACUCAUUAGCAACUGGAAAUCAGAACACCUAACCGAAAGUGAAAUGAAGCUGAGAAUAAAAGCACUCAGUGAGAAGCAAGCAUUGUUGGUUACCAAUGAAAAUUAUGCUGAAGCUGCAGAAAUUGAUCAGGAAAUUAUUGAUUUGCAAAAUCAGUUUGAAAAUAUCAAAUACAUACAUCCCAUCCUUAAUAAGCAGUUUAUUGAACUGUUAAAAGAGUUUCACAAUGUUCACACAACACAAGAAAAUAAGAAGAAAGAACUUUAUGAGCAAUAUAAGGAAAUUCUGGAUUCACAAAGCCACAGAAUAAAAGAAAAAGACAAAAUUAAAGAGAAACAACUGGAUGAUCACGUUUUGGUGUUAAAGGAGAAGAAACUUAAACUGGAAAGAGAUUUAAGUCAUGCUCAGUUAGAUAAAAAACAUUUGUUGAAAAACGAAAGUGUACUCAAUGAAGAGAUUGAGAAAAAGACAACGCUUUUAACCAAAGACAAGAAUGCUUUUCUGGAAAAGCGAUCAGCAGUACAGGAAGAAAUUACAGACUUAAAGCUGAAACUAGCAUUAUUAGAAAAAACUGAAGAAGAGUACACCAAUAACAUUGACAAUAUUGAUCAGCAAAUUCAAAGUAUCAUAAAUGAAUUUCAACCACGAGUUGAGAGCAUUAGGAGGGAAAAGGAAAUGACAGAGAAAAAUGAACUUCAGAUAUAUUCAGACAUGGAAGCAUUGGUUGUGAAGGAAGAAGCUGUGACAAAAGAGAAAGAGAUAUUACAUGAAGAACAAGAGAAAAACAAGAUGCUCCUGAAAGAAUUACAAGCAUUUAAUGACACCACAUCAGAUCCAAGCAAGAUGGAAAUUUUUUCCUUUGAUCAAGUAUUUAGCAACUCUAAGCUAUUGGGAAAGAUUGCUGAUGAGGAGUACUCCAGUUUGAAGACACUAUUGUCAGAAAGAGAAGAAGAACUGCAACGUAUCAAAUGUCAGAUUCUGGAAAACCAAACUAAUCAAAGUAACCUGCAGCGUUCGUUAAAUGAUCUAGAAACGAAAGUAUCUGAAUUGCAAGUUUUAAAGCAAGUGGCUGUGAAAGAAAGGAAAUUUAAAGAAGCUCAGAAAUACUCCGAUGAGAUUAAAGCUCUCACUGCUGAAGGUAAAGCAAAGCAAGAAACAGUUUGUCAGCUGGACGCAGCUAUCAAACAGCAACAACCUGAAGCUGAAAAGUUAAAAGAUUUAGUAAAGGAGGUGGAGAAAAAUUUUCAAAAACAAGAAAUUAAAUAUGAUAUGCAAAUAAUAAAGAACUUAAAAGAGGCUCAAAAGGAAGCUGAAGAAACUCUAAACAGUCACCCACACAUUUGGAUUAGGCAGACUAUAGAAUUACAACUUGAUUAUUUCAAGAGCAUUGUCCAAAGUUUGGAAACAAAACAUGAUUUAAAUGAACACAAUCCGGCUGACAACCAAGGAGUGAACAAGAUGGAGUUACAACUUGAAAUUGAAGAACUAGAAGCCAAACUAAAACUAGUUGUAGAUGAAGAGGACUGGGAAACAGCAGACAAACUAAAUUAUGAAAUUGAAGCAAAACAAGAACUGAUGAAGAAAUGCUAAAUUGGCGAAGAAAAUUAUGUUGUUACAAGUACUUUUAAAUUAAAUUAUUUUUUAUAGUUACUAUUUUAAAUUUAUACAAAAUUUUGGAAUUAUCAAGCAGUUGAGAUUAUGCAAACGCGACAAAAUGCGACAAAACAUCUAAUCUACCAAAUAUACAUUUGACAUUAUAUUUUAUAUUAUAUAUGUUCCAACAUGAGGUAAAUGUUACCUAAAUGAAAAUGUUAAAGUUAUGAUAUUAUUAUGCCUAUGCAGCAGAUACUUUUAAUAUGUUAUGCAGGUAUUUUAGUUAGUCUUCACUGUAAAUAAGCCUAGUUCAAAUUGAAUUCAGGUAUCGAGCUAAGCACUAGUAUAAAAAUAAAUUAUAUAACACGUUGCUAUAAAUUCUGCUUUUCCAUUGGAAAGUUAAGGUAAAUUCUAAAACAGGGAAUAUUUUGGAAAAAGAUAUUACAAUGUAACCUCUGAAGAGCGCUAUUAGUAAUUCUAGAAACACUAAAACGAGGAAAAAUAAUUCUUUAAAUGCAAUAAAAACAAAGUACAAUUUACUAGACUGUCAAUUAUUUAUAUUGACACUAGUACGAACAUCUUCAAACGAAAAAAAAAACAGGGCUGAAAUCUUUGUCUAUUAUCUUUUCUUUUAUCUUUUCAUCUGUUUUUAUUUGUAUACUUUCGCGUGCUUCAUAUUUCCAACGUCAACAAACUGUCUGAAGGUUAGUGAGAAAAAUUAAUACAUCUAUUGAAAACGUUCUGAUCAAAUGAUUCCAAUUUAAAUGUCUUGCCAAAAUAAAAUUUCUUCCUGGUAACUGGUUCACAGUUAAUCAAAUCCUUAGGUGAGAUGUUUAAGCUGUUUAAGCUUUAGGGUCACUAUGAGUGGCUAUCCAGGAAUACAUAAUAAAAAUGGCGUUAUAAACCCAAACGAAUUAUUAAACUUAUUCUGAUCCUGUAUCUGUAACUUAGUGCUUAUGCAAUUUUAAA